Messenger RNA from Brassica rapa (field mustard), 3268 nucleotides. RefSeq names its product probable serine/threonine-protein kinase PBL2. NCBI's taxonomy places the organism in Eukaryota, Viridiplantae, Streptophyta, Magnoliopsida, Brassicales, Brassicaceae. Gene Ontology annotation, biological process: protein phosphorylation. Gene Ontology annotation, molecular function: protein kinase activity; ATP binding. The record is from RefSeq and is a predicted model, not a curated record.
CCACUGUUGAGUAUGUUGUCCAAAUCCUUUUUUGUAGUUGUAGAAUGAAGUCUUUUCAAUUCAUGAUAAAAUUAUCUAAGUUCUUAAAAUUCACCACGAAACAAAAAAUUUCAUUUUAUAUUCUUGCUUUCGCAUGUACAUUUUGUGCAUGCGAUUCUUUUAAUUUAAGGAUGCAAUUUCUUUGACCAGAAAAAGAAGAAGAUGCAAUUUAUUCCAGUCUCGGGGUCGAAUUAUACAAAAUCUUUGAUCCAAAAAAUCGACAGAUCCAGGGAAAUUAACUCCAAAAUUUAAAACGUAAACAUUUAAUCUUUUGAUUGAUAGGGAAUAUUCCCACAGAUUAUCGAUCGUGACUGAAAACAUCAAACUUAUUAUCCAACAAAAUAGACAAGAAAAGUUCAACGAAAUGGGCGAUCCAGCCCCACCGCCUUUACUGUCCCCUUAAUAUAAAUAAUAUUUUGAUCGUCAACGAAGACCAUAUAUUUGUUUGAAAAACAACAACCAAAAGCCAUAAAUUCCGUUUUUUAUUUACGUCAACACAAUAAAAUAAGACCUUCGUUUUUUUUGUUUCUUUAUUCCAUAACUUAUAUAUUUUCAUAUUAAUAAAACUGUAUUCGACAGAACAAUAAGCAAUUUAAAUACAAAUACUUGAUUCUAGUACACGUUUUAACGAGUCAGCUAUAGCUUGAGCCAUCCAAAAUAUGCCGUAACAUUUAAAAGACAAAUAUGGGAACACUUUUAGUUACAAAAAUAAAAAGAUGGGAAAACAAGAAACUAAAAGGGGAUAUUGAAAGACGGAAGGAAAACAAACAUUGUAGUAGAAACCCGGUCUGGUUUCAUCUGUGUUUGAACUUGAAAUUCAAUUGGAAACAAAAAUACAAAUAAACCACUUUUAAAAUCACGUCUCAGUUGUGCAGUGUAUAAAUGAUUAAUUUCUAGUAAAAACGAAAAAAAAAUGACAAAAAGAUAAGAAUUAUUUUGUGUAAACUUUUUAAAUCUUUUUUAGUUUCUGGAUUUUUUUUUUUUAUAUUCACUCUAAUGUAUCUAUAUCAAGAAUUUUUAAAUAUUCCUCUUUCUCCCAUUCGCAAGCAAAAAAAAAAAAAAAACAGACAGUGGAUCUUCAUAGGACGGUUCAGGUGAUGCUGUUAGGCAUAUAUCUUCAUAAGACAGGUAGUAUUGUCGGUUGUCGAAUCGUCUAUGUAAUCUUUCACAUAUCAUAAUUAUAAUUAUAAGAUCAUAAUAAAUCAUCGUUAAAAAAAAUGCACUCUGCUUUUGAAAAAAAAAAAAAAAAUGAUAUGGGAACACGACUUUUUCUCCCACCACCUUCCUUCUUGUACUAAUCACCACUCAGUUACUGAAAACAAAAUAUCAUUCAAAAGUUUUCUUACAGUUAAUAAUCAAACGUGAGCAUGACGCAACCGGAUCUAAGUCGAAUUUCCAAAAGUAUCCUGUCCUAUGGCGUUAGAAACGUUCUAGGACCACGGGUUCUUUUGUCAUUCCAAACGAAACUGACGUCAAUAUGGACUCAAGGGUAGUCCUGUCAUUUCCACAAGUUAUCAUGAGGAGAAAACAAAAGCACUCUACGACUACGACUUUCUUAUUUAUUUGUUUUUGCUUCAGAACCUCUCUGUUCUUCUUCACCUUCCUUGGUCCUUCCUCUCUCCUUCUUCUUCUUGAGAUUUUCUUUCUUUCUUGUUGUUUAAUAUUUUCAUUCUAUUUAACGUAUAUAUUCGGCUAAGCAGACACUUGCGCCGCCGAAACUUACUGUACUUCGUUCUUGUCCUGAUCAUCUGUGUCCUUGUUCCACAAGCUUUGUCUGUCUUCAAGUUGCUAUUUUAAUCUGAGAUGGGUAAUUGCUUAGAUUCAUCAGCUAAGGUGGAUAGCAGCAGCCAUAGCCCACAUGCUAAUUCUGGUUCGUCUGCGUCAAAUGUCUCGAGCAACACAAGCCGUUCAACGGGUCCUUCAGGAAGAAGCACAAACUCUUACAGCACAGGAAGCAGUAGUUUAGGAUCAUCAUUACCAACGCAGCCAAGAACAGAAGGAGAGAUAAUUUCAUCUCCCAAUCUAAAAGCUUUCUCUUUCAACGAACUAAAGAACGCUACCAAGAACUUCCGUCCUGAUAGUCUACUAGGCGAAGGAGGUUUCGGUCGUGUAUUCAAAGGAUGGAUUGAUGAAACAACUCUCACUGCUUCACGACCUGGUUCUGGUAUCGUCGUUGCUGUUAAGAAGCUUAAGCCUGAAGGUUUCCAAGGUCAUAAAGAGUGGCUGACUGAAGUGAACUAUCUCGGUCAACUUAGUCACCCAAAUCUUGUAUUACUAGUUGGUUAUUGCUUAGAAGGCGAAAACCGGCUUCUUGUAUAUGAAUUCAUGCCUAAAGGAAGCUUGGAGAAUCAUCUUUUUAGACGUGGUGCACAGCCACUUACAUGGGCAAUAAGAAUGAAAGUGGCAGUAGGUGCAGCUAAAGGGCUUAAUUUUCUUCACGAAGCAAAGUCACAAGUGAUUUAUAGAGACUUUAAAGCUGCUAACAUUCUACUCGACGCUGAGUUCAAUGCUAAGCUUUCAGAUUUCGGUUUGGCCAAAGCAGGACCUACCGGUGAUAACACACAUGUGACCACAAAGGUUAUGGGUACUCAGGGAUAUGCUGCUCCUGAAUAUAUCGCCACAGGUAGAUUAACAGCAAAGAGUGACGUGUACAGCUUCGGCGUGGUACUACUGGAACUAAUAUCAGGAAGACGUGCCAUGGACAAUUCAAACGGAGGAGUCGAAUACAGUCUUGUGGACUGGGCAAAACCAUACCUCGACGAUAAGCGAAAGCUUUUCCGCAUAAUGGACACAAAACUAGGCGGCCAGUAUCCACAAAAGGGAGCUCUCGCAGCUGCUAGCCUCGCGUUGCAGUGCCUAAACCCUGACGCAAAGCUAAGGCCAAAAAUGUCAGAGGUUUUAGUCACGUUAGAGCAGCUAGAGUCCGCUGCUAAACCUGGAGGUAAACACACGCAAAUGGAAUCUCCAAGGGGUCGUCAUUCCUCUGGUGUGCAGAAGUCUUCGGUAAGAUUUGGUCAAGAUCGGCCUCUGGGGAACAUAACUCCUGGUGCAUCGCCUUUGCCUUCUUACAGUAAGUCUCCGCGUGUGAGAUGAAAGUAAAUAGAUCAUACUCGUUGCUUGAAUGUGUAAUGUAUGUAAGAUGGAGAUUUUGAGAUUCAGGUUGUCUAUGUGUAGUAUGUAUGAUUGGAGAUGAGUUAAAAAAACGAUUUAUAACAGAACAUAACUAUCA